Molecule: messenger RNA, 1356 nt
Organism: Schistocerca cancellata (South American locust)
Lineage: Eukaryota; Metazoa; Arthropoda; Insecta; Orthoptera; Acrididae
Product: protein obstructor-E-like
Exons: 5
Coding region: 38-889 (283 amino acids)
Cellular component (GO): extracellular region
Molecular function (GO): chitin binding
Source: RefSeq, a predicted model, not a curated record
UCGCCGCGGCCAGUCCGGCGCCGCGUCGCACAGCAACAUGAGACCCGCAGCAGCAGCCGCCGCCAUCCUGCUCCUCGCCUUCGUCGGUGGGAGCGCGGCGCAGUCGCGCAAGAAGCCGACGACGGCGGCGCCCGCGGCGGAAGGCGAACUGGCGGACGAGUGCCCCGAGCCGAACGGCUACUUCGCAGACGCCUACCAGUGCGACAAGUACUACGACUGCCGCGACGGCGCCAUCACCGAGAAGCUCUGCCCCGACGGCAUGGUCUUCAACGACUACAGCCCCGAUCAGGAGAAGUGCGACCUGCCCUUCAACAUCGACUGUUCCAAAAGGCCGGAACUCCAAACGCCACAACCCAGUCUGCACUGCCCACGUAAGCACGGUUACUUCGCGCAUGAGGAGCCGAACGUGUGCGACAAGUUCUACUACUGCGUGGACGGCAAGUUCAACAUGAUCACCUGCCCUGACGGACUCGUCUACAACGAGCGCACCGGCAUCUGCACGUGGCCAGAUGAAGCCAAGAAGAAAGGCUGCUCCUCCCAGGACGUGUUCCAGUUCACAUGUCCAAAAGUGAACGAAUCGGAGGCGCAGCAACAUCCGCGCUACUCGGACCCGGAGGACUGCCAGUUCUUCUACGUCUGCAUCAACGGGGAGGUGCCCCGCCGCAAUGGCUGCAAGAUGGGGCAGGUCUUCAACGACGCCACGCGCAGCUGUGACUGGCCUAGGAACGUUCCCGAAUGUGCGGACUGGUACAAGGGCGUGCUGACAGACGAGGAGCUAUACGCGCUGGAGCACCCGAAACCUAAGGUGAAGUCGCAAUCGGCAUACAAAACGCGCAACGGAGGCCGGCAGCGCCCAGCGACAACGUCGCAAGAGGAGGACGCAGCCUAGUGGCCGCCGCGGGAACUACCGUCUCCCAAGUCUUCAUGCACCACAUGCACAAUGAGGGCAGCCUGCGUCCUGUAUGUGCCCCUCCUUCCAGCGAAUCCAUCCUAUUAGGUUAAGGUAGAAGACAGUGACAGCAGUGUUGGAAGUACUGCACUGGUCGUACGUUCCUUAAGUUUUACAAACUUACUCGUCUCGAUUUGCAUAUCUCAAAGCAAUCACAUCGAUUUUUACUGUCACUUGCAUUUGCUUCUUGUCAUUGAUUACACAGCUAUGCUGCUGAAAACACAAAUUAAAGCUUCUGGAAAUUCGAAACAUGUUCAAUAUUGCGCCUCAGAUGUCAUGUUAAAAGUAAUAAUCAUUAUAUUUAUAGCUUAUUUUACUAUCAAAUAGGCUAAGAGAUGCAUGUGAUUCAGCAUUGCAUUAUAAUCUUGUUUUCGAUAAAUAAAGCAUAUGCAAAUUUCCGAUGAAAA